This is a messenger RNA of Paramecium sonneborni, 725 nucleotides long. The record is from the annotation of a GenBank genome assembly. Lineage: Eukaryota; Ciliophora; Oligohymenophorea; Peniculida; Parameciidae.
AUGGCGAACUUAACCACUCCGUUUUUAAAAGGGUCAUCUAUUUUAGAGAAACUUAAAGAUCUCACUUGUUAAUCUAAAGGAUUGCUUAAGAUCUUUUAAUUUGGUAUNUUAUCAACAAUAAGAUGUUUAGGAAUAGCAAUUUAAAUUACGUUUUGCAAUAUAUUGGGUUCUAUUGUAGUGGAUGAAAUACAAACACCAAGAAUAUGGCAAUUGGCUAGAGCAUUGCUUGGAUGUCUAUUUAUUUUAUGGUAUUGGUUUGGUAUUGCUCAUAGAAGUCUAAUAGAGUAAUUGACUAUAUAAUUUUCUUAGUUAUAAUUGUGUUUAAGCUGAUUACUUAAUCCUUUCAAGUAUAGGAUUGAUUUUUGCUGGCGGAUCAUUUUAUUUAGGAAUAUUUGCACUUUCAAACAUGUAAGCUCGUAAAAAUUCUUUGGUUUUAUUUAUUUCUUUUAUUUUUAGGAAGUUUCAAGAUCUGGAUUUAUUUAAGUAUAAUCAAAUAAUCAAAAAUAUGAGUAAGUAUUAAUGAGAAUUAAAUAAAUAACUUUAAUGCAUUGUAUAAUAAGACAAUAUUUAUAGACUGUGGAUUAAUUUAAUUUGGAGUUUAAUUUUCUUUUGAUCUAUUUACUUACAUAAAUUGUUAAAAUUCAAAAGAAUGUAGGAACUAUUAUAAUGCUACAACAUUUUUUUCAGUUAAAUUUAUUAAAUAAAUUGUUAGAUUUUUUAUUUGA